AUGAGAACAAGGAGUGUUAAGCGUGAGAGGGUUGAGGUUGAGAUUGAAGACGGUGAAGUAUCGAAAUACUUCCAAAAGGACGAAAAAGACGAAAAAGACGAAAAAGACGUCAAAAAAGUCCGAUCUUCACCCGCAAGAGAAGUCAUAGACGUUCAGAUGGUCAAAAAGAUGAAGUCAGAUACAUACUACGAUUGGGUAGACGCAAGAACGAAGGACGAAAUCACGUAUGCGCCGUUGGAUGACCAGCUAAAUUUCCCAGCAAAUUUCAUUCCGAUCUACCAGAAAGUGCGACUCAUGCGUUCAAAAAUAACAACUCCAGUGGACUCAGUUGGGUGCGCUAUGAUACCGCUAACGGUGGGGCGUGAAUUUGGCAAAACGAAGGAGACCAUGGCCCCAAGGACUUACCGAUUUCAGUUGCUCAUCGCACUCAUGCUGUCGUCACAAACCAAAGAUGAAGUCAAUGCCAAGGCCAUGUUUAACUUGAUGGAGCAUUGUAAAGAUGUUCUGAAAGAUCCGCAGGGUGUCACUUUAGAAUCCAUGUCUCUAAUAGAGCAAAACACGAUUGCCGAGCUCAUAUACCCGGUCAGUUUUUAUACUAGAAAGGCACUUUAUAUCACGAAAACUCUGAAGCUUUUACAAGACAAUUUCGGGGGUGAUAUACCUCCAGAUAUAACUGGACUCUGUUCGUUGCCUGGAGUUGGUCCCAAGAUGGGCUAUCUUGCUCUUCAGAAGGCCUGGGGCAAAGUUGACGGCAUCGGAGUUGAUGUCCAUGUGGACAGACUAUGUAAAAUGUGGAAAUGGGUCGAUCCGCAUAAAGCGAAGACUCCAGAACAUACCCGCAAACUUCUCGAAGAAUGGCUGCCCUAUGACCUUUGGUAUGAAAUCAAUCCCGUAUUGGUAGGAUUCGGCCAGGUGAUUUGCCUGCCCAGAGGCAAAAGGUGCGACCUGUGCAUGGCUAAUGACGUUUGUAAUGCAGUGGAUCGAAAGCUGUUAAAAUCCGAGAAAAACCGCACAGACAUUCGCAAAAGUCGUGGUAAUGUUACACAGUGGAUGAAGUAUCUCGAAGACGCUACCGACGCUAAAGAAACGAUCGAUAAAAAUGGUAACCUUGAAGUGGCACUGGAUGAAAACAAAACUAGACUCACCGAUGACCAGGAGGAUAAGAAAUUACAAUCAUGA
Messenger RNA from Lachancea dasiensis, 1179 nucleotides. Lineage: Eukaryota; Fungi; Ascomycota; Saccharomycetes; Saccharomycetales; Saccharomycetaceae. The record is from the annotation of a GenBank genome assembly.